CGCCCCCCCCCCCCCCCCCCCCCCGCCCCCCCCCCCCCCCCGCCCCCCCCCCGCCCGCCCCCCGCGGGGGCCGCGCCCGGGCCGUUAAGCCAGCCAGUCUUGUAGCUCGUAAAAUUUUCUAUCAGAUAAGGUAUAGCUUAAAUUCUUUUGUUCAGUCAUUAUUUUGCAAAUGGGACUGUAAGCUAGUAGAGUAGGUUAUUAACCUUAAUAAGGGGGCCCCCUUAACUGAAAUCUUGUUGUUACUAUCGGCUAUCCGUUUGACAGAUCAAAACAAGUAACCGUCCAUCUAUAGAUUCAGUCUUGAAACCUACCUGCGAUUUAUAUGAAAAUCUUUUCUCAUCCCUUGCUUUCUCUACUUAGAGUACACAAACAACGCUAAUGAGAAAAAGAAAAUCAGAUUUUUCUCUAUGGGAUCGUCUGCCAUCAAAGCGAUUUAAGAAGCGUAUAAUCAAUCAAAUUGAUCUUGAUACAGCGUCAAAUAUAAUGAUGUUAAACAAAUAUGAAAAUAUUGUUAUCUUAUGGUAUGAUGAUCAGUUGGAUCAGGAAAUAAAAGAUAAAUUAGAAAAUUUACAUAAUCAUAUAAUUCUUUGUUCAACAAUUGAUAUAUUCAAACAAUCAAUUUAUAACUAUCAAAAUAGUAAAAUUAUUGUUAUUGUAUCGGGACGUUAUUCAAGUAUGACACUUCAACUGUUUCAUGAUAAUAAUACAAUUGAUUCAUUUUACAUAUUUUGUAUUGCUGACAACAAGUACGUAGAUCUAAAGAAAACAUAUUCAAAAUUGAUUGGUAUUUACACAAGCUAUGAUUAUCUAUUUCAAAUAUUGAAAAAACAAAUUCGUUCAUUAUUGCAACAUUUAUCAAUAUUUAAAUUAUUUAAUGAAAAUAAUAAAUCAUUUCGAGAUUUAGAGCAAGAAGGUAUUGAUUAUUCAUGGUAUCAACUUUUACGUGAUGCACUCAUGUAUAUGACACACGUAGAAACUUCGAAAAAUGAAAUGUUACAAUACUGUCGAUCUUAUUUUCAUGGCGAUGCAUUAAGAUUAAAACAAAUAGAAGAUUUUGAACGUACGUAUCAGUCAACUGACGCCAUUCAAUGGUAUACAAAAAAUCAUUUUCCAUUUGAUUUUGUUAAUAAAGCAUUAAGAACAGAAGAUGUUGAAGCGCUGUAUAAUCUUCGAUAUUUUAUUACUGAUUUAUGUCAAGGACUAAAACAAAUUUUUAAUGAAAAUUUUAGUAUAUAUAAAGAGUCAAUGAUAGAAAAUAUUGUUGUUUAUCGUGGAUUAACAUUGCCUGAUAAAGAUAUUGAACAAUUAAAAAAUUCAAUUGGAAAAUAUGUUUCGACUAAUGGAUUUCUGUCAACCAGUUUGAGUCAAUCGGUAGCAGAAAUGUUUGCUACAAAUGUUUUGUUUAAAAUAGAAAUUGAUUGUUCAAUGAAAAAUAUGAUUUAUGCUGAUAUAUCUGAGAAGAGUGUCAAUCGAGAUGAAGAGGAAGUUUUAUUCGAUUUAGGUUCACUAUUUCAAAUUACAAAUGUACAUUUUUGUGGAAAAAAAUGGAUUAUUACAAUGAUUGGGGUAAAUAACGUUGAAUAUGUAGAAAAUACACUCGUUAAUUUUUCUCGUAAUUCAAUGAUAGAAAAUACUAUUUUUAUGCCAGAUAUUUAUUACGGACGAUUCUUAUUUAUGGUUGGACAUUAUAGUAAAUGCAUUGAAUACACAAAAAAUCUGUUACAGCAACAACUAAUAAAUGAUAAAUUUGAUAAAUAUUAUAUUCUAAAGAUUUUAAGUGGUGCUUACAGCAAUAACAAACAAGAUGAUUUAGCACUAAAAUAUGAACUAGACGCAUAUAAUAUGCGUGAAAAUGAUAAAGAAUUUGAUUGUUCAAGUAUUUUAUUUUCGAUUUGUACAAAUUUACAAGCAAUUGGUGAAAUUUAUGCAAAUAAAGGUGAUCAUGAUAAUGCGGCGAAAUAUUACGAAAAAGCAUUAUUAAAAAUUUCGGAUUAUAGUAAUACUGAUAAUUUAGUUUUCAUAGCCGAUCUUCAUAAUUCACUUGGACAUCUGUAUUUUCGUCAAAAAAAUUUUCUUUAUGCUUUUAAACAUUGUCAACAAUCAUUGGAAUUUGAUUAUAAAGAAGUGGAAGUCUUUCCUGAAGUACAUGAAACACUAGCACAAAUCUAUUUUGAAAUGAACAACAAUAAUAAUGAAGUGGCAUUGAAACAUCUUGAUAUAGCAUGUAAUUAUAUACAAAAAUAUUUUCCUAAAAAUCAUUUACGCUUAAGAAAAAUUUACAUAUGGUUUGCACUCAUUUAUUUUGAUAUGAAUCAAUAUGACUUAUGUAUUGAAUAUUGCGAAAAAUUACUUAAAAUACAAAUAAUAAAUGAUUAUGAGACAUCUACUAUGGUAUAUAGAAUGCUUGGAUUAUCUUAUAUGAUUAGGAAACGUUUUAAUGAAGCUUUGAAAUAUUAUAAUAAAUUAUUAGAAAUACAAGAACAACAUAAAAAUUUAUUUGAAAUUGACGAUAAUGAUCGUAUGGAUAAUGCACGGAUGAAUGCCAAUAUUGGACAAUGUUACUUUUUGACAAAACAAUAUGAUUUCGCAUUAAAAUUUUACUCUACUGCUAUUGAUACUUAUGAACAACAUAUUCAGUCUAUUGAUACGUUCAAUGAUGAUACUGUUUUGGAUGAUAUCAAUCAUAUCUAUGUAAAUAUGGCUUCAAUAUAUUAUGACUAUGAUGAAUAUACACCAUGUAUCAUGUAUUACAAAAAAACCUUAACAAUAUUAACUAAAAGAGUUAAUCUAACGGUGGAUGACGAUAAGAAUCAGACUGCAAACUUAAACUAUAUGAUUGGUUUUUGUUAUGAUCGUUUAGGAUUUUGCUAUAGUCAAAAGGAAGAAUUUAAACUAAGUACUGAUUAUUAUGAAUAUGCAUUAAGUAUUAAAGAAUAUAUGUCAGACAAAAAAUUUGAUGACACUGAAAUUAGUAAAUUGUAUUAUCAGAUAGCUUUUUCAUAUGAACAAGAACAAAAAUAUAAAAAAGCUAUUCAAUAUUAUACGAAAUCAUUAGAGAUUAAUGAAAAGAACGUAUCGGACAACUACAUGGAUAUAAUCGAUUUGUGUGAUUGUUUAGGACGAUGCGGUGAUGCAAAUGAACAGUGUAACUUGUGUAUUAAAUAUUAUUUGAAAGCAUCUAUGAUAUUAGAAAAUAAUCAACGUCCACAAGAUGAAACAAAAAAGGCAAUUCUCAACAACGAAAUAGGAUGGUACUAUGGUCUCAUUGGAAAUUAUGAUCUGGCUUUAGAAUAUUGUAUGAAAUCAUUAGCAUUUUUCGAAAAUAAUCAAGCAUUUGAUAAUACUAUCCACAAAGCCAAUGUUUUAUCUAGUUUAGGAGUGAUUUACUGUAUGAAAAAUGAUUAUGAUCAAGCUUGGACCUAUUGUAGACACUCACAAAAAAUCCUAUUUGAAAUGACUUCGCUGAGUAUAUUUCAUCUUAAUGGUUGGAAUUAUAAAACCUUGGCUGAUAUCUACUGCCAUUAUAAUGAAAAAACACUAGCUUUAAACUGUUAUAAAAGAGCAUUAGAAAAUUUUAAGAAAGCUGAUCCGAUAGUAAGACGAAAUAUAAAACAGACUGGACGUUUAUUGGCAUUAAUCUUAUCAAAUAAAAUGUAA
Messenger RNA from Didymodactylos carnosus, 3657 nucleotides. Lineage: Eukaryota; Metazoa; Rotifera; Eurotatoria; Philodinida; Philodinidae. The record is from the annotation of a GenBank genome assembly.